Molecule: messenger RNA, 1273 nt
Organism: Drosophila grimshawi
Lineage: Eukaryota; Metazoa; Arthropoda; Insecta; Diptera; Drosophilidae
Product: cell wall protein DAN4
Exons: 1
Coding region: 73-1014 (313 amino acids)
Source: RefSeq, a predicted model, not a curated record
UCCGAGUAGAAGCGAAAGCGAAACUGUUGCCAAUUUUAGCAACAGCAGUGCAUUUUACUCAAGAACAGCGACAUGCGCAAAAUGAACGUGUUUUCUUUUCCGGUGCUGCUUCUAUUGAUGCAGCUGUUGAUCACAGCGCAGGGAGCAACCAAUCAAACACUAACUGCAACUGCAGCCAGCAACAAUGGGCCCAAUUCCACAAACACAACAGCCACAGGCAACAGCAAAGCGCCAACAACAACUACAAUAACAACAACAACAGUGGGUCCACGUAUGAAACCCACUAAAUUAGAAGCGGUAGCAAUGCAACCACAACUGGAGGGUAAGCUCAAUAAGACGGCAAAUCAGAAUCCGGUGUUGGCACGCGGUGUUACCAACACAGAUACGGCCACAGUGCAAGAGUCAAAAUCCGGGAACACAACAGCAACUGCAACGCAAGCCCCAUCACCACCAAUCAAAUCAGCAAACGCAACAAAUCCAACACCCAACUCGGGCAAAAUUCUUGCCAACGGCGUUACACUAGGUGACAUCAACAACAGUAUCAGCAACGGCACACGGCCAGCAAUUGGUGUCAAUGCCACUGCCAACACCAGCAAGAACAGCAGCAACAACAACAGCAGCAGCAGCACUACAACGACCACCACCACCAGCACCAGCAGCACCACCACCACCACCAGCACCACUACAACCACUACAACCACAACUACCACACCACGUCCUAAAAAGCCAAAAGUAACGAUCAGCAUGGCCAAGCAACUGGAGGGCGAAAAAUUGGAUGCAGCUGCAGCUGCUGGCGCUGGAAGCGUUGCACCACACGUUCUGCCCGUUAAGGAGAUGAGCAGCCUGGCCGAUCGUGGCGAGAAUGAGUAUAUUGUGCCCAUCAUAUCGGUAAUGCUUGCUGUGCCGCUAGCCAUUGCCGUCUUUAUCAUUAUGUAUCGUCGCUUUCGGGAUCUGUGGAGUACACGCCAUUACAGGCGCAUGGACUUUCUGGUUGAUGGUAUGUACAACGAUUGACGAAGGCGCCAGCAGCAGCAGCACCACCAACAACAGCAACAACAACAACAAAUAUGUGGUGCAAGUGGCGGCGGCGGUUCUGGCUGUUUAUCAAUUGCUGCCAUGCGAUUGCCGUAGCGGAAAAGAAUUUGAUAGGAGAGCACAAGAAAUACUUGAAAGAAGAUUAUUAGAUUGUUUAAGUUAUUAUUUGUUUUUAUUUUGCAUGAAAUGCAAACACAAUUAGUGAGUGAGAAGAACAGAUUAACAGGGUGCGAGCGAG